GGGAGAAGCAUUAAUUUAUUUUAUAUUCAAGACGCAUUUUUUAAUAAUACGCAGCUCAUAGUAAUACAAAUUUCGAGUAAUUAGAACAACAGCCCUUUGUAACGAGCUUUUUAAAAAAUAUCCCUUUUUGAUUUGAAAAAUUUCCCUUUGCAACAACAGCUGUCAAACGGGGGAUAUUUGUCGAUGUAUUGGUGUUAACCGUUGAUCGUUAUUUCUUUACAAGAUUUUGAAGCAGCGUGUAACAAAAUGCACCAUGCGAAUUCCUUAAAUUAUGCUGCAAACAAUGUAAAUUCUUGCAAAAGGUUAAAAAUGCUUAAAAAAUAUAAUAACGACCACGCGCUGCGUAAUUUACACGUCCAGAACUCAAUCCAUGCCCGAUAAACGCACCGCCCGUUGCCGUCAUUUUGAAUUGCAUUAUCGUCGUGCUCGCAGCAAGCGUAGCAUCGGUCGGUCCGCUUUAUUUUUGUGCGUUGUUUGUGCCCGGUUCGUUUGUCCUGGUUCGCUUUUUCAUCGUUUUGUGCAAGUUAAUACUGCAAAAGGGUGCAACACUAAACAAAAACGCGCCCAUGGCGAAGGCACGCGAAAUGUAUCUGGCGCUGUGCCUGCUGGACGCAAUCGAGGAUGCCAACAUAGAAGCCCUGCAGCUGGUGCUGGACAAGUACGGUGCGAGCCCAAACACAAUCUUCCCGGAAAAGGGCGUCGCACCGAUGCAUCUGGUCAUUGGUGCGGACGACGAGACGUUUGCGCUGCGGGCCACCUCGCUGAUGCUGCAGCGAGGCGGCAGCGCUAACCUGCCAGCGGCCGAACAGAUGCUCACGCCGCUCCACGUAGCGGCCAACCUCGGACGGGUCGCAAUCGUGCGGCUGCUGCUGAGGGCGGGCGGCAAUGUGGAGCUGCUGGACGAGGAAGACCGUACGCCGAUCCAGCACGCCAUCGAUGGCGAUCACUUCGAGGUGGUGCAGGUCAUACAGAACCACGUCUUCGAGCAAAAGAUCGACCAGAAGCGCAAGCAGCUAAUCAAGCAGCAGCAGCAGGAACAACAACAAACCGUUCUGUCUCCCAGCAUGCGGUUCAAGAAGAGUGUGGCCGGCUUUCUGCCAGCGGUUUCCUCUACCCGGCUGCACCCAAACAGCGCACUAACCGCCCUGCAGGUGCUGGAGGAGCACAAGCUGACGCCGAACAAGUUACACUACAACUUUGACGCCACCAGCCCGUACUACGUGAACAUAACGCACCGACGGAAGGAUCGGUUUAAAACACUCUUCCCAACGGAUGACGUUUCUGCUAAUCGGGAAAACACUGCACCGACCGUUGACGAUGAGUCGCUCGGGUGCGAACCAAUCGCUGCCCGAGAGCGGCGGCAACAGGAAACAGCGCUCGAUAGUACCGAGGAGCUAGGAAGAGAAGAGGGGUUGGUGCAUGAGGUGCCGAGCAGGACCAAUUUGUUCGAACUGACGGAGCGCAAUUUGCGGGAUUUUACAUGCGACAGUGAACCGACGGGCAGGCGAAGAUCGUUCAUCGAGUGCUGGCGUGAGAAGAUAGCGGAACUGCGGGAGCGAACCCGCAUUAGCCGACGGUUGGACGACAUCGAUCGGAUACUGAACAGCUUCUCGGAAAGCACGGUGCUGGAAUCGUUUAUGGACGAGGUGGAGGAAACGUUUGUAACUGCCGCGGACGGAGAGGAGGAACGGUUGAAAACGAGCGACGAAACUGUUGUUUCGGAAAGGGAAGAGUGUCCACAACAAUUUCCGGAAUUAAUUGAACAGAAUGUCCCGGAGGAAAUAGUUCCUACGGCUCAACCACAAUUUAUGGACAUCGUACAAAUAAGCGAAGAAUACAUCCACACGGACGACGAGGCGGGUGUGGUGUUUCGGGAAAAGCGAAUGAUUACCGCACCAUCCACCAUUCCCACCAUUCAGGUAACAUCGGAAAUAGCUGAGCCGGUUUCAAACGACCCGGGAAAGGGUCCACCAUCCACAGCAAGACGGAAUCCGUCGCUUACAAGCCUCUCUACAGCGGUCACGUUACCUCCGCUUGAUUACGACACGGACGCGCUGCGCGCCGAGCUGACCACGUUCGGUGAACCACCCGGCCCGAUAACGAGUAGCACCAAAAAACUGUACUUAAGAAAGCUGGUCAAAUUGCGACGCCAUCCAGAACGAUUGGAGAACGUAAAUGGAGCCAAAGCAAACCCUCAGCCAACUUUCUCCGUCGAGCUGGGCGCAACGGUAAGAAAGGAGGAUGUGUUCGAGGCGAUCCUAGACCAUCAGAGUUUGGAGGACGAGAUGGCUUCCGAAUUCCAGUCCAGCUCCACCACCAAGGUGGCGCGCAACCUGCGCGAGGGACACCUGAAGAAGAGCUUCGUCUAUCUGCUGCUCGAUCCGCGCGUCAGCGAAAAUCUGUCCGCCCAGCGGGACCAUCUAGCGGCACACGAGCUGUGGAAGCGCUUCCUCAGCGCCGUGUUUUACGUCGGAAAGGGUAAAAGCAGCCGCCCGUACUGCCAUCUGUACGAUGCGAUUAAGCUGCACCACCAGCGGGAGAGCGCUGGCUGCGAAAACAUCCGCCGGGAGCAGACGGGUGGGGCAGGUUUUACCGUCGAGGCGGAAGAAAUCAUCUUCCAAUGCAGCGAAGCAAGCAUGGUGGUGGCGGGAGGAAAUAAUCUGCGCAAGCGGGGCCAGUCCGGGAAGGGGCCGGGACGCAAGCAGCAGGCAGUGGACAGUGCGAAGCUAAACCGCAUCAUCGACAUCUGGGCCGCCGGCAAGGGUGUCGUGUGUCUGCACGUGUUCCACAACAUCAUGCCGGCCGAGGCGUACACGCGCGAGGCGGCCAUUAUCGAUGCGUACGGUGUGCAGAACCUGACGAAUCUGAAGCGGGGCGACUACUACGGCAAGUGUCUGUCGUGGCCGAUGAAAAGGCGCAAGCAGCUCGGCAUACUGCUACUGUACAAGGCGUUGCUCAUACACCUGGCGGAAGGCGAAACGCAGCUGCUGCCGAACGAUCUCAUUUGAAAGUUGAACGGGGGGAAGUGUGAUAAAUAAUGCCUGCCCAUUUGUGAUACGCAUGCGCACACUGAUGCUAAAACAUUUACUCGAUCCACCAAACGUGUUCCUUUUUAUUCUUGUGUAAACCAAUAAACUGUUUUAAAUUAUUUUUAUUAUUUUUUAAAAAAAAGCAACUGGCGCUAUUUGAUUAAUGCCAAAAACAGCGAAUCGCGCUGCGUUACACGCAUGUUGACGCAUCGGCGUGUGCGAAUUGUUUAAUUUCCGAAGAAGAAUUACGGUGCAAGAAGCACCACCACCUCAUUACUAAAUCAGUGCGUUCAGUGGUAAUUCAAAAAAAAAAAAAAAAAAGAAGGAAAAGCGCGCCAGAACCGAACCCGCCCAAAACCUCGCAAGCAAGACCGAUUUUGGCGUCCGCGGCCCCCUUAGAGUGGUGUUGCUACCAAAUGUUUCUUCUUUCACCUUCUUCUAGUGCGUGCCAUACGCACUUCUCGCGCCCCCGGGGGGUUCAAAACAAAUAAAUUCACCCAAGCGAAACGGAUCGCCGCAACCAGCAAAGAGAAGUGCGCCAAAAAUCCGACGCCAAAAAUCAAACGCCCAAUCAGUACACCACCACCCCCCAAACAACAACAGCAACAACGGCUCCUCUGCUCAGUAAAUGUAAAAAAUCCUUCCCGGGGCCCGUGUGUUCCCGCCUGCUUUUGGCGGGUUCAUCGGGUUCUGCCGAAUCCUCUCAUCCGUGCACCGCUUCUUCUCUCGCGCUGCAGCAGAAGAGCACGCAAGCGGGAAGAGUUGAGCCGAGGGGGGGAGCCGAGUGUGGGCAAUUUUGUGGCGGGCUCGCACAGUAGGCGUAUUUUGCCGAGACUCUUGCGAGGCGCGCAAAGAAGCGCGUCUAUGUACAUACAGUGUCAGCCGGCAAAUGAGAAAGCACAGGGCACAGCACACGUACGUACACGCAACAAACUCCAGCACCAACCCACCGAGAAAACUACACAACCACCAAAGGGGGCGAGUAAAUAAUUUAUGGUACACGCGUGAUUGUAAAUGUGAUUUUCUGUUCUUUUGAGGGGGUAGAAAGAAAACCCUCCAGAUCCAACAAGAAGCCCGCGACAAGACCGAGACGAUUCUGGCGCGCAAAUUUGCUCAACCGGCCCCGAGUGCGCUUUUCGGGAAGUGGGAAUCAGAUAAGGCACACAUAGGCUUAGAGGGCAUAGAAGGGGUGAUUAUGGUUCAAUUUCAGAACUAGAGUUGUCGUACUUUCAUUUUAAGCCUUCGCAGCGUAUCUAUUCGAUCUCAACGGACGUAGCAGCGCGCGCCCAAUUCAGCAAGAGAGAGGAAUCACAGGCACUGGUCCGAACUUAGAUAACCGAAUUGAUAUCUCUUGGAUAGUUUCUUCCCCCCACUACGUUCUACAAACACCUUUUACGGGUACAUGUAAAUAUGAUAGUGAGGGUCUUGAGCAACAAUUUGCGGAUAUUAUAGGAUGACCAGUGUAAAGGUAAAUUGAGAAUGGGUUAACAACAUUCAACAACAAAUUAAAUCUUUUGCGAACGGUUGGUCUCUAAUGAGCUAUCAUGGGG
This is a messenger RNA of Anopheles coluzzii, 4579 nucleotides long. RefSeq lists its product as uncharacterized. The record is from RefSeq and is a predicted model, not a curated record. Lineage: Eukaryota; Metazoa; Arthropoda; Insecta; Diptera; Culicidae. The transcript has 3 exons. Gene Ontology annotation, molecular function: protein binding; endonuclease activity. The coding region runs from base 567 to 3008 and encodes 813 amino acids.